Molecule: messenger RNA, 666 nt
Organism: Batrachochytrium dendrobatidis JAM81
Lineage: Eukaryota; Fungi; Chytridiomycota; Chytridiomycetes; Rhizophydiales
Exons: 1
Coding region: 1-666 (221 amino acids)
Source: RefSeq, a predicted model, not a curated record
AUGAAACUCGCAGUCACAAUAUUGGCAUCAAUCCUGGCCAUCUGCUCGGUUACUACAGCCAUCCCAGUCAAUCCCAGUGCAGCUACAAGUGCUGAAACUAGCACUUCAACAGCUCAACCCACUGAAAUUACAAGUACUGAAUCUGAGUAUCGGAAAAUUUCUCAUGAAGAAGCUACGGGUUUAGUUGAUAUCAGUCAAUUUUCAGAGAAUGAUGCGAAUUUGAUUGAAGAAUAUCUACUAAUGGAUCAAAGAUAUGAUGAUAUCAACAAACCGUAUGACGUGGCCAAUUUUGAAAGGCUUGACCAAGGAAAAUUGGUGGAACAACUAACUGAACAAAAAGAGAAACUGUUACAUAAACCUUAUCAAGACGAGAAUGAUCCAAUGUAUCAAGAAGAGCUUGAAAAUUCUAAAUUGAAGCUUAAGAAAGCGCUAAGAGAACUCAAACGGAUUGCAAAAAAGUGUGAGAGAAUCGGUAACAGCCUUUAUUACGCUACUUCGCAAUUGAAUUAUAGCAGAGAAAAUCUCGCAGAGCGCCUGUUCCAGAAUGGCCCGAGUGGAACAUCACUGAAUUCUUAUGUGGAAUUUCUGGAAUCAAAUCGUGAUUUUGUUGAAAAGAUUUACGAAUCUCUCACUCUUCAACUAAGCCAACAGUCAAAAUCAGAGUAA